Bactrocera tryoni is the source of this 1907-nucleotide messenger RNA. RefSeq lists its product as uncharacterized. The record is from RefSeq and is a predicted model, not a curated record. Gene Ontology annotation, molecular function: protein dimerization activity; DNA binding. The transcript has 4 exons. Bases 68 to 1894 code for a protein of 608 amino acids. Lineage: Eukaryota; Metazoa; Arthropoda; Insecta; Diptera; Tephritidae.
CAAGCAUACGAUCAACCGCACUGCAUUUUACAAACUUACACUUGUGCUUAUUGUAUAAAUUGUAAAAAUGGAAUCAUCAUUUAUAAAGCACACAAAAAAAGGAGACGACAAAUCGUCAACAUGGUUUUAUUUUCUAAUAUCAACAAGUUCAGAGGAAGCCAAGUGCAAAAAAUGUAAUGCAGUCCUCAAAACAAAGGGUGGUUCAACAAAAGGAUUACACGAACAUUUAAAGGUUCAUGGCAUAAAGUUGUGCCGCGAAGCAACUCCUACAAUUGCUGUUCCCAAGAAAGUGGCAAAAAUUACUUCACAUUUUUCACCAAACAAUGAAGAAAAUAUUCGUGCUAUUAUGGCCAGUUUGGUAGCUGUGGAUGGAUUAGCAUUUUCAACCAUUGCGCAAUCAAAACAAAUCAGAAAAGGUAUGGAAGCCAGAAAAUUUAAAGUUCCCAAAUCUGACACCACAAUCAGAAAAUAUGUAAUGGAAUAUUUUGAAGAAUGUCGCGAAAGAGUGAAAAAAGAAAUAAUCGAUUUGAAAGUGAAAAAUAAUAGAUUUAGCAUUUCAUUCGACGAAUGGACUUCUGUGGCCAAUAAACGCUACUUGAAUUUAAUACUGCAUGGUCAAAAAAACAUAUGGAACUUGGGACUCGUCCGAAUAAAAGGUGCCGCAACUUCUGAAAACUGCAUUGAUAUGAUUGAAUCUCGUUUGGUAGAUUAUGACUUGAGUUUAGCAACUGAUAUUAUUUCUAUUAUCACUGAUGGUGCCUCAACUAUGUUGAAAAUUGGCAAACGCAUAGGUCCACAUCAACAGCUGUGCCUGGCACAUGGAAUACAGCUCGGUAUCCUUGAUGUGAUGUACAAAAGACAAAUAAGAAUUGAGCCAAAUGAAAUUUCUAUAUGUGAAGAUGAUGAUUCCGAAGAAGAUACGAGAGAUCAAACUGAUUGCAUACAGUUAGCUGAUAAUGAAGAACGUGGAGAACUUACAGACGAAUUUGAUAUCAAAAAAAUUAUAGACAAAAUUCGGAGCGUUGUACGGUCAUUUCGAAAAUCUCCCAAAAAGAAUGAAAUUUUACAAAAAUAUGUGAAAAUGGAGUUCAACAAAGAGUUGCAGCUCAUCCUAGAUUGUCAGACUCGGUGGAACAGUUUACUAAAAAUGAUCGAACGGUUUCAUAUGCUGGAGUCUUGCUUGAAAAAAGCGAUGGUCGACCUUAAGGCAGAUUGCUUGAAAGAUUUUGAAUUUAAUAUUAUUAAAAGCAUUAUUAAAGUUUUAAAGCCGGCAGAGUUAGCUAUAGAAGCUUUGUGUCGCCGUGACAUGAACCUCUCUUCUGUUGAUGCAGUGAUACAUUUUAUGCUGGACGAAGUUAAAAAUGUGGACUUAUCAAUAGCUUUCAAUCUUUUUGAAUCAAUUAAAAAACGCGUUUCUGAAAGGCGCACAAUAUACACGAAUAUAUUGAAACUAUUAAUAACGGGAAAUUUUGUAAGUACCACAAAUGAACCGAAUUUAGAAGAAAUGACAAACACUAUUGUAGAAAUUGUCAAGAAGUACAAUACUAAUGAUGUUGAGAAUCGCGAUAUUGAUUUAAAAAUAAUCGAAAAUGAAAAGGAAAAAACGUUGAAGCAAAGGUUGCAAGAAACUGUCAAAGAAUCUCGCGUUUUAAAAAGAGAUGUCUCAUUAUCAGUAGAGGAAGCGGUACCAAAGGAAAUAAAUUUACUUCUUGGGGGUGGCGGGCUUGGCAGCAAUCUGGAGGUUGCUUGUAAUUUUUUAAAGACAAUACCACCAACUAGUGUUGAAUGCGAGCGUUGUUUUUCAGUGUCUGGCCGCAUUUGCACUAAAAUCAGAUCUAGUUUAAACGAUGAAACAAUGGAUGCGCUUGUAUUUUUAAAAUACUAUUUAAAAUAAGUUCCUACAGAAA